Lasiosphaeria miniovina is the source of this 1861-nucleotide messenger RNA. RefSeq lists its product as uncharacterized. The record is from RefSeq and is a predicted model, not a curated record. The transcript is spliced from 2 exons. Lineage: Eukaryota; Fungi; Ascomycota; Sordariomycetes; Sordariales; Lasiosphaeriaceae. The coding region runs from base 106 to 1596 and encodes 496 amino acids.
ACAGUUCGUACGUCUUUCAGACUCGCAAGAACUCGCUGGCUGUACUGCAAGUACCUUGCUUGUCCGAUACUCUCGCGCCUGCCCUCUACCACCAAGACAAUACUUAUGAGAUCUCAACGACUGGACAAGACCAAUUUACCAAGGAGAGACACUGAGAUAGGCACUGCAAAACAGGAAGGAACGAUGUGUUUCGAGGAGUACAUUUCAUACCAGUGCGGCCACCGGUCGCUCGGUGUGCUCCGGCCCUGCCCCAUUACCACAGCUGGUCACAACUUUCCUGUCUGCACAAACCAACUAGGAAGACAGUAUCAUGCCAUGACCAUGUGCGCAGCAUGCGAGAGGAUUUUGCAUUCUAGAUGGGUACUGAUACAAGAAUGGGAACAUCGCUGGCUUCACGAGCGAGGAGCUUGCGGUUGUGACGUAAUAUUCCCGGGCCUACUGUACCAGCCACGGGUGAUCGGGGGGAGCUCAGCCACCAACACGGGACAGAGCGGUGAGCCUAGAGAGGAGGGAACCGCCUCGAGCAACAAGAAUCCCGCUGGCUCCAGCGCCGGUGGUGACAAUAACAGCAACAGAACCAGCGGGCGCAGUUGGGAAUCAAGAGGCAAGAGAGCGGCACCCACCGCAGUCCCGGCUCUAUUCACAGAGAACGUGGUCGCCAGCGAUGACGACAACAACAACAACAACAACAACAACAAGAAGUCCGCGAAAACAAAGACGCGAGUCACAAUCCGGCUGCCGGGUCUCUACGCGGCAGAAUGGGUGAGCGACCAUCGAGAGCUUCACCGGACAGGCCGGUGCCAGUGUCCAGCCGACUUUCGCCACUUCCGCCCGGCCGUCGACGAGGCCGACAUGACGACGCAAGAGCGCGAGCUGCUGCGCGGCUGCCGCAACAUGGAACAGCCCAAGAACCUGUGCAUUGACCGUGACGACAUCGCCCAGCGCGUCGCGCAGAUUGGGGACAUAUUCGGCCCCUUUUUUGCUGUCUCGGCCACGCACCACCCGCCCCUUUCUUCCACGACCCCGGCAGAAACUGGACCACUGGCCGAGGAAGUCUCGCCUAUUCCGCUUGCAGCUGCCGCCUCGCUGCGUGCCGUGGCGGAAUAUACUGCGUGCUUGCAGCAGUCACAGGUGACAACAACACAGACUUUGCAACCGGAGAUGGCAAGCCAGCCAGGACUAGGUAUAACAAGCGGCCAGAAUCAGCAGCACCCACUGCAGCAGCAACCAGCCUCUGAGGCAAACCCUGGCGACCCAACAACAGCGGAACAAGCUGGCACUGGUCUUCCAGCCCCACUUUCUCCUUCCGCUGUCCUCAAUUCCCUGUCAUGGAACUCGCAAUCCCAGUCGGUGCCCGGCGCGCCCUGGCUGACCUAUGGGCCGGGGCCGUUCGCCGUGGGCACAACCAUGCAGCGACUCAUGCUAGCGCAGUCGCCGGCGCCGGGGGCAGCGGCAACGUCAGCGCCAGGCACCGUGUAUCCCAUCUGCGGGAUGCCGGUCGGCGCGGGCCCCGAGGGGCGGUCGCACAUGCCGGACUGGGAGGGCUGCCGGCUGGGGCGGGCGACGCCUCGCCGACGACGGUCGUUUGACAUGUAGAGGGGGACUCUUGUCUGUCAGUCUUGACAGAUACUAAGGAGAGGAUAAAGGAACGGCACCCGUCUCACUCGCCCACUCACUCGCUACCAACAUACCUACCUUACCUACCUACCAAAACCAAUCAACACCCAAUUCUCAUAACCAGUCCGUGAUAGAACGAAGGACAGCGAAUAUCGCACCUUAAAUUCCGCUCGCUCACCAGCAAGCAAAACGUCACAAACUACCACGAUCGACAUCGCUCUGCACUAUGCUUCAUUACACUGCA